This is a messenger RNA of Aspergillus nomiae NRRL 13137, 1498 nucleotides long. Its product is annotated as serine/threonine-protein phosphatase. NCBI's taxonomy places the organism in Eukaryota, Fungi, Ascomycota, Eurotiomycetes, Eurotiales, Aspergillaceae. Gene Ontology annotation, cellular component: cytosol. The record is from RefSeq and is a predicted model, not a curated record. Bases 221 to 1147 code for a protein of 308 amino acids. Gene Ontology annotation, biological process: mitotic cell cycle; peptidyl-serine dephosphorylation. The transcript is spliced from 7 exons. Gene Ontology annotation, molecular function: protein serine/threonine phosphatase activity.
AUCCCCAUCUACACAACCACCACCGUCGCAAUCGGUGUUUGUCCUAUUAGAAUUUAUUUCAGUUAUCCAAUUCUGUUGUUCCUUUAAUUUCUUGUAUUUUCCUCUUACACGUCACCCUCACCGACAGCCUCACGAGACCCGCCCACUCAGUGUUCCGCCCCUCCUCGCCCACAGCCAUCCGAGCAUUCUACCCUUAACGCAUUGUCUGGCAUCACUCUAAAUGGACAACAAUAUGGAAAUCGAUACUGCGCGGUCCCCCGAGCCCCACCGCCUGUCGCCGACGUCUGACCCUGGGUCGAUACCGACACUGGACGGAUGGAUUGAAAAUUUGAUGAGCUGCAAGCAACUAGCGGAGGAAGACGUGCGGAGACUGUGUGAUCGGGCAAGAGAGGUGUUGCAGGAAGAAUCCAAUGUGCAACCAGUUAAAUGCCCAGUGACUGUGUGCGGUGAUAUACACGGCCAGUUUCACGACCUAAUGGAACUGUUCCGCAUCGGAGGCCCGAAUCCAGACACAAACUAUCUGUUUAUGGGUGACUAUGUCGACCGUGGUUAUUACUCCGUAGAGACCGUUACCCUCCUUGUUUGCCUUAAAAUCCGUUACCCCCAGCGCAUCACCAUCCUCCGUGGAAAUCACGAGUCCCGCCAGAUUACUCAAGUAUAUGGAUUCUACGACGAGUGCUUGCGUAAAUAUGGCAACGCCAAUAUCUUCUGCCUCCACGGCGGCCUGAGUCCGUCGAUCGACACGCUUGACAACAUUCGGUCCCUGGAUCGGAUCCAGGAGGUCCCCCACGAGGGACCGAUGUGCGACCUGCUGUGGAGUGACCCCGACGACCGAUGUGGUUGGGGAAUCUCGCCCCGUGGUGCUGGAUACACCUUCGGGCAGGAUAUUUCGGAAGCAUUUAAUCAUAACAACGGCUUGACUCUGGUUGCACGAGCACAUCAGCUUGUAAUGGAGGGAUAUAAUUGGUCGCAGGAUCGGAACGUGGUCACAAUUUUCUCCGCGCCGAAUUAUUGCUACCGCUGCGGUAACCAAGCCGCGAUUAUGGAGAUUGAUGAGCAUUUGAAGUAUACAUUCCUACAAUUCGAUCCCUGCCCCCGUGCGGGCGAGCCAAUGGUCUCGAGGCGUACCCCCGACUAUUUCCUGUGAUUGAAUGUGAUAGACUUCUCACCUCUGGCAAGAUGAGGUUCUCCGACCCUUCGAGAGGGCUCCUAGGAUUUGGAACUGCAGACGCGACGGUCUGCCUAGAUAAUUGUAUGUCUGUUUUCUGGGCCGUGUUGAUACCAUUCAUGAAAAUAAAAAGACAUUCGCAAGAGUUUUGUUUUAUCCUGCGUUUUGCGGUGGCUCCGUCUCAGAGUAAUGGGGUUUUUCCGGGCAGCUUCUUGGAUACAGGCGGUUAUGGUUUGAUGUUAGAACUUUACCAGAUACACCGUAUUAUGAACCGAGGGUGGGUCUGUGUGGAUUACGUCCUCUAGAAUAACCGGGGAGGUGGACAAUAAU